AUGUUUCGUCCAGUUGCCGUGAGGACACUUUUCAGAACUUCUCAAAUUGUGAGCAAACGUGGUUACGCUGAAGCCGCAGAGGGCUUUUUGAAACUGCAAUUUGCCCUGCCACAUCAAACCCUGUAUGGAGGUUCUCAGGUCACCCAAGUGAACUUGCCAGCUCAAUCUGGUCAGAUUGGUGUUUUGGCUAACCACGUUCCCACCGUAGAACAAUUGGCUCCAGGCGUUGUCGAAGUUUUCGAGGGAAACUCGUCUAAGAAGUAUUUCGUGUCCGGUGGAUUUGCAACUGUUCAACCUGACUCCACGCUCUCUAUAACCUCCGCUGAGGCGUUCCCCUUGGAUUCUUUUUCUACAGAAAGCGUCAGGUCCUUACUCUCCGAAGCAGGUAAGGAUUUGUCGUCUUCCGACGAAAAAAUCGCAGCCGAGGCCGCUAUCAAGAUCGAAGUGCUAGAGGCUUUGCAAGCAGCUUUGAAAUAG
Molecule: messenger RNA, 477 nt
Organism: Lachancea mirantina
Lineage: Eukaryota; Fungi; Ascomycota; Saccharomycetes; Saccharomycetales; Saccharomycetaceae
Source: the annotation of a GenBank genome assembly